Fusarium venenatum is the source of this 630-nucleotide messenger RNA. NCBI's taxonomy places the organism in Eukaryota, Fungi, Ascomycota, Sordariomycetes, Hypocreales, Nectriaceae. The record is from RefSeq and is a predicted model, not a curated record.
AUGGAUGCCACGCAACCACAGCCCGCCGCGCCGGGCGCUCUUAGCUGGCGCCUCAGCGCGCAUCCCAUUACGCUCCUCACUUUCCUCGGCUUCAGAAUAUACCAGCAACCAAACGAAGCGCAAUGGCUAACUUGGAUCUCAGCAAGUGUCCUUAUCUACUUUCUCGGCCUGUGGAUCAUACAAAGCAUGAUCAUGAUUUUCAUCAUUACCAUUCUUCUCCUCGCCGCCGACUUUUACUACAUCAAGAACAUUGCUGGUCGUCGUCUCGUUGGUCUGCGUUGGUGGAACGAGGUUGAUGCCCAGUCGGGCGAGUCGCAGUGGGUGUUUGAGAGCAGUGAGCCUGGAACCAAGACCAUCAACCCUACCGACAGCCGCUUCUUCUGGCUCGCUCUGUAUAUCCAGCCUAUGCUGUGGGUUCUUAUGGCUAUUCUUGCUCUCGUGCGACUACAGUUCCUAUGGCUGCCUCUCGUUGUCAUCGCCCUUGUUCUUACAAUCAUGAACACCCUGGCCUUCUCUCGGUGCGACAAGUUCAGCAACGCCUCCAGCAUUGCUGGAAGCGCCUUUGGCACAGGUAACCUGGCUGGUAACAUUGCAAGCAACAUGGUUAGCAACUGGUUCUCUCGCAAUUGA